Molecule: messenger RNA, 1677 nt
Organism: Colletotrichum godetiae
Lineage: Eukaryota; Fungi; Ascomycota; Sordariomycetes; Glomerellales; Glomerellaceae
Exons: 4
Coding region: 1-1677 (558 amino acids)
Biological process (GO): DNA-templated transcription
Molecular function (GO): zinc ion binding; DNA binding
Source: RefSeq, a predicted model, not a curated record
AUGUCUGAUCGGAGCGAGAGUGAGCUACCCAAUGAAGCGGAGGUUCAUCAUGUAGAGGCAGUCGAGCAACAGUCUCAGCAAGCUCCCGAGCCUGCAGUGAGCAUUGAGCCUGUCCUCGUCUUGCCAGACCAAACCCCUCCUUCGAGACCUUCACAGGUCAGGUCUCCGUACGACCCGUCUCAUCCUGUCCCUCAUGGCCCAUCUCCGCGUGCGGCUAUUCCGGCCCAGACGGAAUCGCCCUCGAUAGCCAGCGCGGGAUUCCCAACAGAUGAGUUGUGUUCAAGAGCACUUAUACACAUCCUUAUGGCAGAUUAUCUCGACUUGGUCUAUCCAUUGGUCCCCGUCGUUCAUCGGCCUAGUUUCCGCCAUGAUCUGGCUACAAACCGCGACAUCACCGACCCGGAUUUCUUUGCUGUCCUGAUGAGUUUGGCCGCGCUCACAGUCGGACUGUUGCCGUCGCGCUUCCGUGACUACAGAGCAGUUGACCCUGAAGCUGCGAUGCGCUUCGAGAAUAGAACGGCAAUGAUCAACUGCUGCGCGGAGAUAUGCACUCGACAACGGACUGCAAAUUACUGGGACCACAUCAACCAUCGGAAAUGGGCAGUAUGUUACGUCCUGUCCGUCGCCUGUUUCCAGACUGGCCAAGUUAACCGGAGCCGGAUGUUCGAUGUGGAGUAUCUGCAAGUUUCACGACUGCUUGGGCUGCAUCGCAUUUCCGAAUAUGAGGGUCUCAAUUGUAUCGAGACUCAGUUGCGGAAAAAGGCCUUUUGGAUGCUCUUUUAUGGCUAUGCACAUACCAGAGUUCAAGCAGGCCGCUGGGAGCGGCUGACAUACUUUGGACCUGGUGAGCUACGCGAGGUCAACUACGAAGCUCUCAUGCCCCUCGACAUCGACGACGAACACAUCUUCAGAGACAGGAUCCUAGACCCCGUCUCUCCAAUGGCAUCGCACGGCCCACCAUCCGCCCACACGCAGGAACCCCGAGCGACCUUCACACUCACCAGCGGCUUCAUCAUUCACUCCCGAGUAUUCCGCAAGGGUCUCCAGGAAGCCAUAGCCACCUUGGGCUGCGAAUGUGAACUCCGCCGCACCCCCGCCGCCCGUCUCGCGCGCAUGCGCGAUCUUCUCCAAGAGAUGAGAUACAUGCUCGACGAUGUCCCGGGUCCCAUGCGGCAAUGGGCUUCCACCGAGAGUAUUGAUGCGGCCCCCAGUACGCCGCGGUUCGACGAGGAAAGGGCUAGCCAAGCCGAGAUCAUGAGGGCCAAUAUCCACGUCACACACCUGUGGUUGCAGAGCUUGUUGCUGGAACAGAUUGACGGUGUCACUCAAGAGGGCGCGAUCGCCAACCCCUCGACGACUGCACGUGAGGAAGUGUCGGCGGCCCUGAAAGCGAACUGGGCUGAGCGUGAGGAUAUUUGCCGCCAGAUGCUCCACUUGCUACAUAGCAUCCCAUACGUUCACCUAGAGCCCAAUGGCCUGUAUUUGGCGUAUAAGGUUCGCGAUGUAGCUGUAACGCUGCUCAACUGCCCAUUCGAAGCCCAUGAACGGCCCGCCCGUCGUGCGGUAGAAUACAUGCGGGACUUUACUCGCGCAUUAUCGCGGCUCGAUCGAAGUGAAAUUGUAAAUACAAAUUGUUUGAAAAGCUGGAUCGACAUAGAUCGGGAGCCUGCGAUUUGA